GGGCAGCGGGCGCUGCGGGCUCAGCUCCCACGGUGGCGCAGCUCUGGAGCAGACCAAGCCUCCGCACCGGCAGUGACUUCUGGAUCGCGCGAUGACUGGACGGUAACUUCCAGGUCUGCAGACAAGAGCUGAAGAUGAAGGAAGAUUGUCCACCCAGCUCUCAUGUGCCCAUCAGUGACAGCAAGUCCAUUCUCAAGUCGGAGCUCUUAAGCCUGCUGAAAACCUACAACUGCUACCAUGAGGGCAGAAGCUUCCAGCUGAGACACAGAGAAGAAGAAGGGGUUCUGAUCAUCGAAGGGCUCCUGAACAUUGCCUGGGGACUCAGACGACCCAUUCGACUCCAGAUGCAGGAUGACCAGGAGCGAGUGCACCUGCCCUCCACUUCAUGGACACCCCUACAGCCCAGCUGCCCCCUAAAGGACGCCACUCCCCAGGAUGGCACUGCCAAGGAGACAAGUGCUCAGCCUAUGCACAAGACUGAGAGUUCCAGAGACAGCUCAGGGCCCUUGGAGGAGGACGAGGAGAUCCCACAGCUGAUGCGGACCAAGAGUGAUGCCAGCUGUAUGAUACAGAGGAGACCCAAGUCCCGCACCCCUGGCGAGGCUCAGCGGAUCCGGCGACACCGCUUUUCCAUCAAUGGACACUUCUACAAUCACAAGACCUCUGUGUUCACUCCUGCUUAUGGGUCCGUCACCAAUGUGAGGGUCAACAGCACCAUGACCACCCUGCAGGUGCUCACCCUGCUGCUGAACAAGUUCCGGGUGGAAGAUGGCCCCAGUGAGUUUGCACUCUACAUUGUCCAUGAGUCUGGGGAGCGGACCAAACUAAAGGAUUGUGAGUACCCACUGAUUUCCAGAAUCCUGCAUGGGCCCUGUGAGAAAAUCGUCAAGAUCUUCUUGAUGGAAGCUGACCUGGGCGAGGAAGUCCCUCAUGACGUCGCCCAGUACAUUAAGUUUGAAAUGCCGGUGCUGGACAGUUUUGUUGAAAAAUUAAAAGAAGAGGAGGAAAGAGAAAUAAUCAAACUGACUAUGAAGUUCCAAGCCCUGCGUCUGACGAUGCUACAGCGCCUGGAGCAGCUAAUAGAUGCCAAGUAGACAGCCAGCACUUGCCUCCUCAAUGUCCCCACCAGCAACUGCACAUGGAGUCCCAGUAACCCAGCACAGACUGCUCAGUGAUCAAUGGCCACUCUCAUUGAUGCAAGAAUCCUACACCUGUGCUUCUAAAUUGUCUGAAGCCUAAGUACCACCCACAUCCCCAUCCUUGGAUCCAUGGUGAGCACACAUAGGAAGCAGAGCCAGGCCUAAGGAGCCAGGAAGUUGUUGGCUGGGAUCUGUGUGUGAGGCUGGCCUGGGCAUUGAGUGGCCCUGAAACUGUGGCACCAGACACAUUAUAUGGCUGGAUAACAUGACCAGUCCUGUUCACACACCUCUGCUUCUCAGAGAGCAGUAUUUGACCUAUCCCCUGGGGUGUAGGCUUCAUCUGCUCACCCUGUGCCUGGCCCAGAGCCCCUGCACAGCCACAAGCCCAUGUCUUCAUCAUCCAUGUGAACCACAUGAUCCCUGUCCACCCAUCUGUUAUGCUGCCACUCAGGAACUCUGCUGGAGAGAGCAGAGGCUGCCAGCAGUGGUGUGACGUGCCCUGUUCCCAGCCAUCAUUAACUUCACCAUGGCAUCCCUGACCUCCAAAUCUCCUUUCAUAGCCUAGCACACCUGUGUAGAGGUUAGAUCAGGAUUAAGACCACCACCUCACCUGCUCUCUGCAGAAGUCAAUCUUAACUUCUAAGCAAACCCCAAAGAAAAUCAUAAAGGAGCUGACUGCAAGAACCACUUCAGCUUAACCAGUUGGGGAGGUGGUCCACAUGCUAAUAAGGGACACUGCCUGCCUCAGGAAGAUAGUGCUUAGGCCUCGUCACCACUGUCCUGUGGACACCUGGUGCCUCUUGCCUUCUUUGGGCUUGAGCGCCUCUCCUUCAGUGGGCCGGAGUGAUUCUCAAUUCUCCCCAUCAAAGUGGGGCAAUGAGGAGAAAGGCUGUUUGGGGACAAAGGGCUUUGAAUUCCCUGGGGCCAGAUAAUGACCAAUUUUGUUUGUUGACUGAUGGAGAAUUUCUGGAAUGAGAAAGACUGCAAAACUAUGCAACAGUUUACAUCAGUCAUGUGGAUGUUUGUCUAAAACAGAGCCGUUUGCUCUGUAGACCAAAUUCUUUUCCUGCUAGGGUCUGUGGACAGAAGAUUUAAAAGAAAGAGCCAUAAAGGCUUGCAAAGGUUGGGGAGAUUCCAUCUGCAGUGCACAUACAAGCUUCUCAUGGAACAGCCAUGCAGUAUGCAGCCACCCAUCAGGGCAGACUGAGACACAUGGAUGUCAGGGGAGGCCUGGCUGUAGUUCUCUUGACACUUCUCCCCUUUGGCAGUAUAAUUUCUUGGGUGCUCAAUAAAGGCGGA
Messenger RNA from Castor canadensis (American beaver), 2438 nucleotides. RefSeq names its product Ras association domain family member 4 (gene Rassf4). Lineage: Eukaryota; Metazoa; Chordata; Mammalia; Rodentia; Castoridae. The record is from RefSeq and is a predicted model, not a curated record. Gene Ontology annotation, biological process: signal transduction.